AUGGGAGUGACUAAUCUGUGGCAAAUCCUUGAGCCCGUGAGACAACCUGUCAACUUGACCAGUCUCAAAGGAAAAACACUUGCUGUUGAUUUAAGUCUGUGGGUUUGUGAAGCACAGACUGUUAAAAAGAUGAUUGGAGUAGUUACCAAGCCACAUCUGAGGAACCUAUUUUUUCGGAUCUCUUUCUUAACAUCAAUGGGAAUUAAACUAGUGUUUGUCACGGAAGGAGAGGCCCCCAAGUUAAAAGCAGACACCAUGAGUAAGAGGAGCGAGAUGCGCUAUGGACCUUCAAAGAAAGCUGGAGCUGCAAGAACAGGGAGAUCUUUAUUCAAAGCCAUUCUGAAAGAGUGUCUUGAACUGCUGGAGUGUUUAGGUGUCCCUUGGGUUCAAGCUGCUGGGGAAGCAGAGGCAAUGUGUGCCUACCUAAAUGCAAAAGGACAUGUUGAUGGCUGCAUUACCAAUGAUGGAGAUGUCUUCUUAUAUGGAGCUCAAACAGUUUAUAGGAACUUUGCAAUGAAUGCUAAGGAUCCACAUCUUGACUGUUACACAAUGUCCUCUAUUAAAGAGAAGCUUGGUUGUGACAGAGAGUCUUUGAUUGGGCUAGCUAUUCUUCUGGGUUGUGAUUAUCUUCCAAAGGGUGUUCCAGGGGUUGGGAAGGAACAAGCUUUAAAGUUAAUUGGGACUUUGCAAGGUCAAAACUUGUUGCAAAGGUUUGAGCAAUGGAAAGAAGAAUUUCAGUAUAAUAAUAAUCCACCUUUAGUUGUUAAAAGGGUAAUUCACUGUUCUGAGUGCCAUCAUCCAGGAUCUUACAAGGAACAUGGGCACAGUGGAUGUAAAUUCUGUGAAAGCACUAGAUACUGCAAACCCAAUGACUCCAAAUACUGCUGCCCUUGUGAAUGGCAUCAGUUAGAGCGGGUGAAACAAGCAAGUACAGUGGAGGACAGUAUCAGAAAAAAAGCUAACAGUUGUGAGGGCUUUCCAUUCUCUCAGGUUAUCCAAGAAUUUCUUGUAAACAAGAAUAAAUUAAUCAACAUAAAGGAAAAUCGAAGGCCGAAUUUAUUGUCCUUUCAGAUAUUUGCUUCUGAGAAGAUGGAAUGGAACAAACAUUAUGCUUGUAAGAAACUGCUAGUACUCCUGACACAUUAUGAUAUGAUCCAGAGAAAAUAUGGAUACAUUGAUUCAAAACAAAUGCAGGCAAUACGGAUAGUCAAGGCACGUGUUAAAAACGGAAUUUCUUGCUUUGAAAUUGAGUGGCAAAAACCAGAACAUUAUGUUGAUGCAGAAGAUGAGCCUGCAGAGCUGUUUGUAGUCACAGUGGAAGAGGAGUCUUUGUUUCAGGCUGCUUAUCCUGAUAUUGUUGCUCUUUAUCAAGUGGAAAAGUCAGAAGUUAUGAAGAAGAAACAGAAAAACAGAAAAGACAGACCAAAAGAAAAGGAAUCAUCAAACGGUUAUGAUGAAGUUACCAAUCUUCUGUCUCAAAUGAAUUUAAAAACUGGAUGUGGAAUUUUUCCUGUGCAGGAUUCCACACUGGAUAUAAAAACUCCCCCAGAAGAUCAGAAACACCAGGGAAGUACUGAAUCAAAAGAUCUAGUGUUAGCUGCAGCUUCCUGCAUAACUACUGUUCAAAAGCCGGCAUCAGCAGCUGUUCUUCCUCUAACUGCAUCACCUUACUCGCUCUUAAAGAGUACGGUGGUUGACUCAUGUGUAUUACCAGCACAAUUUAGUAAAAGUUCAGGGAUGUCAUCAGCUUCCUCUGUAACAGCUGGUCUACAGCUGAGCAGUGUAGAUUGGGAAGGAACCUUCUUCAACACUUCACCAGCUCAUGGGGGUGAUACCCAUGAUCCAGCAGCUGACUUAAGUACAUGCAUAAAACACUUGAAUCCACUGGUUCAUGAAACAAUGAGAAAUAGGUCAGAAUAUUCUGAGGCUAUGCAGUCUGAUCAGCAUCAUCUGGAUAGUGCAGAUGAUUUGGUUUCAGAUGAUGCUAUGGGACAGCUUCAGAAGUGGCCUUUAACUGAGCGAAUACUUAAGAAGACUUCCAUGCCAUCGAAGCCUUUGUUGUCUGCAGAUGUAAUGGAACGGGAACCUUUGAAAUGUUUUAAACAAACAGAAGAAACAUUGAAUCUUGAUGACGUUUUCAUCUCCUCCUCAUGUCAGUUAAAUAAAGUAAUGCAGGAAAGUAAAAAUGUGCUAUCAGAAAACCACACAAGGGAUUCCAGCGUACACAUUUAUCAAGAUCAGUACAAAAAGGCUGAAAGCCUGGCUGGAAUAGUGCAAAAAGGCCAUAACAUAAGCAGUUCAACAUCUGUAGCCCUCAGUGGGCGAACAUCAGAGAUACUCAAUUCUGGGUGUGAAAUGCUUCAAGCGUCUCAAAACCCAGCAGAUGUUGUAACUGACUGUCACAUUGAAAAAGCUUAUAUUCAAACUAGUUGGAAAACUACUUUUAAGAAGAGUGUGUGUCAGAACAGGUGUUCUUCUACUGAAGACAGUGAUGAUGGGAACAUCAAUAAAAAUCAGAUUUAUGAGCCGCAGAAAAGGCAACUGAGCCAUGGUCAAUUUAAAAAAUGUUAUACAAAGAAAAGGAGUAACAUUGUUUCUGGCAAAAGAACAAACAGUGACUCAGCCCUUAUAAUUGAAGGGAAGAAGAAACCAACCACUUCAAAAAAAGAUGGUAGUAGUUUCUCAUUGCAAGUACCUCCAAAACCAACCUCAGUAAGGGAUGAUAGUUGUUUCCAAAGUCCAGAGCAACCAUUUGAGAGGUCAGUUCCUGGUCCCACACAGCAAGCCAAAGGUGCUGUUCAGUCUUAUGCAUGGGCAGACAGUCCCCUUCCCCUGUCUGAAAGACUAAAAGGAAAAAUCCAAAUCAAUUAG
Nestor notabilis (Kea) is the source of this 2871-nucleotide messenger RNA. It is a transcript of the gene GEN1, whose product is annotated as GEN1 Holliday junction 5' flap endonuclease. Gene Ontology annotation, molecular function: four-way junction DNA binding; 5'-flap endonuclease activity. The record is from RefSeq and is a predicted model, not a curated record. The coding region runs from base 1 to 2871 and encodes 956 amino acids. The transcript is spliced from 13 exons. Lineage: Eukaryota; Metazoa; Chordata; Aves; Psittaciformes; Psittacidae.